Messenger RNA from Melitaea cinxia (Glanville fritillary), 2501 nucleotides. RefSeq names its product ras-related protein Rap1 (gene Rap1). The transcript has a single exon. Gene Ontology annotation, biological process: negative regulation of synaptic vesicle exocytosis; Rap protein signal transduction; cellular response to cAMP. The record is from RefSeq and is a predicted model, not a curated record. Bases 150 to 707 code for a protein of 185 amino acids. Lineage: Eukaryota; Metazoa; Arthropoda; Insecta; Lepidoptera; Nymphalidae. Gene Ontology annotation, cellular component: plasma membrane. Gene Ontology annotation, molecular function: GTPase activity; GDP binding; GTP binding.
GCCAAAGUGAGCCAUCGCCCUGUUAACGGUGUCAUGGCGGUUUGACUUGUUGAAGAUUUUUUUUGCAAUAACUUACUAGUUAAUGUGCUUUUUAGCAGUGUGAUCUUUGAUUUUUGUGUAAUUUAUCAAGUAAUUCAAAAUAGUUAAUAAUGCGCGAAUACAAAAUAGUUGUGCUAGGUAGCGGGGGCGUGGGAAAGUCCGCCCUGACAGUACAAUUCGUACAAGGCAUCUUUGUGGAGAAAUACGACCCCACCAUUGAAGACAGCUAUCGGAAACAAGUGGAAGUUGAUGGACAACAAUGCAUGCUCGAAAUUCUUGACACAGCCGGCACAGAGCAGUUUACCGCGAUGAGAGAUUUAUACAUGAAGAACGGACAGGGGUUCGUAUUAGUGUACUCGAUUACAGCGCAAUCGACAUUCAACGACUUGCAGGACCUGAGAGAGCAGAUCCUCCGAGUUAAGGACAAAGACGAUGUGCCCAUGGUGCUUGUGGGUAACAAGUGCGAUUUGGAGGCGGAGCGCGUGGUUGGCAAGCAACAGGGCGCGAACCUUGCGAAUCAUUUCAACUGCGUUUUCAUGGAGACCUCCGCGAAGGCUAAAAUCAGUGUGAACGAAGUGUUCUACGAUCUAGUGCGACAAAUCAACAAAAAGUCCCCCAAGGAAGAAAACAAAAAGAGGAUCAAAAAACCCAUAUGUCAACUGCUGUAAGGAUAGCAGCGCUUCCGACGCAUCUAGGUAUUAAAUAUUUAAUAAUUUGAAAGACUUCUCGUACCCGGAUUUGGCUCUUGACAGUUCCAAAAGUAAACAAGGUCGAGUGAGCAUGGUUGGUUAUUGAAUAUCUUGAGAAUUUUGCAAAUAUGCAUUUGUUGGGCUAAAGUGGUCAAGUGCUAUAGAUGAGUGGAAAAUGCAUCACAGAUCUUCACCCGCGGUGACCCAUACCUGUGUAUAAAGUAGACCCCUCACUUCUUGGUCUGUGUAUUUAUAAUUAGUGUCUCAUUUGUGGAUCCAUUCAAAGAUUCUGUGUGUGUUUCACUCUCAAUAUUCCAUUUUGUAUAGUGUGAAUGAUGCCAUGUUCAGAAGUUUACAACAUAAAUUUCCUAUUUACUUUGUGAUUUCAAUUCAUAUAGAAGGCUAUAAUGAAGAGAAAUAUUGUAAAAUAUAGACGCCUAAAAUUUUCCUCGUGUAUGUUUUAUUAAAUUAAACAAUUUAACCAACUCUGCGUGAGAUAACAAAGUAUUUUGUUAGAAUAUAAUGAAAAAAAAUCUUGCUUAGUUCAGACAAUGAGUGAUUACAACAAACAGGAUAAUAAUUAUAGUAAUUAUUUAUUCUGUUCUGCGUCAAUCACUCAUCCUACAAAUGUAUGUCUUUAAGCUUUAACCGUUUUGCACAAUUUUGUUUUAGUCACGGCUUAGUUUGUUAAUACCACCUUUGUUAUAAUAAUUUGUAUUUUCAAAUGAAUGCAAUAUAUUGUACUAUGAAUAAGUAAAUGUAGAUAUGUAUUCUGUACAUUGUUUGGUUAUCUUUAGUGCAGGAAUGUAUUGAUAUUUCUUUGUUAAUUUGAUAUGCAUUUGAUAACAAAUGUUCCUGUGGACAACACAAUGUCGCACAGUCAUUCCCUCUGUCUGAACUAAGCAGAUGUGUUAAGAUAGUGUUUACUUUAAUUUUUGGAUUUACAAAACUUCUGAAUUGUCUGAAUGUGAGUUAUUGCAGGCUCACAGGAGUCCUGGAGUUUGCGCUAGCGGGCCUUAACCAUUGUAUAAUGUUUAAUAAUUAAGAAUACAUUAAAUUUUUUCAGAUAUAUUAUUGUCUCGUUAUGUAAUACAAAUGUAUCAAGGAAAGUUAACUAUGCAACACCAUAUAGGACUCGAUUACUUUUGAACAAAUCUUAGUGAGCCUUAGGUGAGUGCACCCACCAAUGUAGUGUGUCCAGUGUCCGUCUGAGUGGUGUCGACACUCGACGACUAUUCCUUAGUAUGAAAGUAAAAAGUUUAAAAUUUAUUGUUAAUGUAAAUGGGAUAAAGUUUUAUGAUUACUGGCUCAUUUAAAUGUAAAUUACCAGCCUAUGUGUUGCUACUAUGAAAAACUUUGUUAAAUUAAUAAUUAUAAUAGGUGUUCAAAUAUUGUUACGGUUUAGAUGUUUCCUCCAUUAUCAUUUCUGUUAAUAUGUAAGAUUAACUGCACAAGGAUAUUGGUAACGACUUGAUCUGAGUUGAACUAUAUUUUUAUAUAUAUCGUGCCAAUUAAGAACUUAUAUUUUUAUCUUUUCAAUCAAUAAUCGACAUGUACAAUUAAUUUCUUUUUUUUUUGCAAAUUUAUCAAUAAAACCAAUUUUAAAUAUUCAUGUUUUGGGUUGUGUAUUAUUUUCUCGCUCGCAUCGAACGUGUCGCGUUGCCGCGGUGAGGUACAUCGCGAUGAGUCACGGGCCCGCACACUGGAGCCCUGUGACAUAUGGCAAUUGAAACAGAAUUUUAAUGGAAUUUAAUUAAAUGAAACAACCAAUUA